ACACAGGGCAAUGCGAGUGAGGGCGAUCGUGCAGACCGCACGCAUGAUCGACAGCGAGUGCGCGCGUGUGGGUGUGUGUGUGUGGGUGUGUGCCUUCGUUGGUGCUCGCUGCGUAACAGCACGUGCCCCGACAGUCUGUUAAAGGCUGCGUGUGUGAAAAUAUAUAUCUGAUAUAACAAAUUGUGCUCAUCAAAGUUGCGUUGUAAUUGAGUCUUAAAAUUGAAGUGGGAUCGUCCGUUUAUCUUUGUUUUUACAAAAACAGCAUAACUACGCAGAAACAUACAGAGCCGCGUUCGUUACGCACACGUACACAGCCACACUAUACACUCAGACACAUAUGUAAAUAUACAUACACCAACACACCCACAGACAGAAUAUACAUAUUCGCAUAUGCAGUCACAAGCACACACGUAUAUGCAAACGCAUAGGGACGCGUACCCACUCACACAUAAAGCACACACAUUUACGCACCUUCAAAUCCACGCGCGUUGUGAGACCAUCGCUGUGAGAAGUUGCAAAUCACAGCCGCACAAUCACAGGCGGCCACACAAGCAAUUACACAGCCACUCAAUCACACACAGCCACUCAACCACACUCAACCACACGCAACCACGCAGAGCCGGACAGCCACAAGGCAGCGUAACCGCACGCAAAUCGCGACCGCGCGCGACCGCACGCGAUCCGAAUCAUGGGGAUUAAUCCGACGAUGUAUAGGAUCCGCUUGCCGGCGCUCGCGAUCUUCUUCCAGUUCAGCAUGAUCGUGCUCUUUGGGGUGUUCGUGCGAUACGACGACUUCUCGGACCCCAUUCUGUCUUACGAGAAGAACCUGACGGGAGAAGCAGUCGCCAAGAACGAAUUCUACUUCAGAUACCCAAGUUUCCAGGACGUGCACGUGAUGAUCUUCAUUGGCUUCGGCUUCCUCAUGACCUUCCUCAAGCGCUACGGCUUCACGAGCGUGGGAGCCACUUUCUUCCUCGCCGCCUUCGGCAUCCAGUGGGCCACGCUCAUGCAGGGCUGGUUCUGGCACCUGGGUCCGGACGGCAAGAUCCGAGUCGGAGUCAUCAACAUGAUCAACGCCGACUUCUGCGUGGGCUCCGUGCUCAUCGCGUUCGGCGCCCUGCUGGGCAAGACCACCCCGGUGCAGCUUCUCUUCAUGGCCCUGCCGCAGAUCACUCUGUACGCGGUCAACGAGUACAUCGUCCUGCACCUCCUCAGGUGCAACGAUGCCGGCGGCUCCAUGACGAUCCACACGUUCGGCGCGUACUUCGGACUCGCCGUGUCGCGCGUGCUCUACCGCCCGGGACUCAAGAACGGGCACUCCAAGAACGGCUCCGUCUACCACUCGGACGUCUUCGCGAUGAUCGGGACCAUUUUCCUCUUCCUCUUCUGGCCGAGCUUCAACUCGGCGAUUUCGGCAGCGGGCGCUGACCAGCACCGGGCCUCCAUCAACACCUACUACUCGCUCAUGGCCUCCGUGGUCAUGACCUACGCGAUAUCCAGCCUCACCGACAAGCACGGCAAACUCGACAUGGUCCACAUCCAGAACGCGACGCUGGCGGGGGGGGUUGCGAUGGGCACGGCCGGGGAGAUGAUGGUGACGCCGUACGGUUCGCUCAUCGUGGGCUUCAUCGCCGGAACCAUCUCCACGUUGGGCUUCAAGUAUCUCUCUCCCCUGCUGGACUCCAAGCUCAAGAUCCAGGACACGUGCGGCAUCCACAACCUGCACGCCAUGCCGGGCUUCAUCGGUGGCAUCGUGGGGGCCGUCACAGCCGCCACCGCCACCAACAGCGGCACCUACGGCCUCGGGCUCACCGAAACCUUCCCUGUCCUCAAGGAAUAUCCGGACAGGCGAAUCGGCGGGUACCAGAUGGCUGGCACCAUGGUCUCCAUGGCGAUGGGUCUUGUGGGUGGGACCAUCGUAGGCUUCCUGCUGAAGCUGCCGAUCUGGGACUUCCCUGAAGACGAGGAGUGCUUUCAGGACGAGUCGUACUGGGAGGUGCCCGGGAGCGACGAGGAGGAUCACAGUCCGGCGCCUAAAGACCGCAACAACCAGGACUUCCAGAUGACGAUCGAGAACUCCAAGGUUGAUUCUUAGUGCCAGCGAGAAGCGAGGUGUGGUGCUUGCGUGUGUGUGUUUGUACGUGUGUGUGUGCGUGUUGGGGGAGCGGUGGUGCAGCGGUUAGCGCGCUGCGCUACGAACCCGGCUACCCGGGUUCGAUUCCCGCUCACGGCAUAACACCAGUGACGAUUAUCUGAACCGGUCGUGGGCCUCCCCUAGGUCGACUCAGCCUAAAAUGAGUACCUGGUGCGGUGGUGUGUAAACAUCGCCACUGGGGAGACAAAGGCGGCUGGGCGUGGUGUUGUCCACCCACUCCCUCGUGUGCCGUGCCAGCCUUCAUAAGUGCUCGCUAACAGCAUUUGCCCCAGAAGUCUGAUAAGGCUAUACGGGACAUCUUUGUCUGUGUUUUGUUACGUGUACGUGUGUGUGUGCGCGCGCAUCGGACUUCAUAGGUGCUCGCUAUCAGCACUUGCCCCAACAGUCUGUUUAAGGCUAUACUGGGGAUCUUUGUCUCGGUCUUUGUGUGCGUCGACUCAGUCUUAAAUGAGUAGGUGGCGCUGGUAUGUAACCAUCAGCAACUAGGGAGACAAAGACGGUCGGGCGUGGUGCUGGCAACUCCCCCCUCCCCCCCAUCUCGUGUGCUGUACCGGCUGUCAUAGGGUGGUCAAAGUUCCCGUGAUCUCAUUCGCAAGUGUUGCCCGUUUGCCUUCCAGCAUCGCGGUCUAAGUGUCCACAUUUUUUGUUGUUUUACCUCUCCAAUUACUUUUCUAACUCAAUCGGGAUUGUGCUGACAGCAAUCAUCGCCCGCCCUACUGCAAACAAAACAAUAAUUGGAAGGACCCUCGGUGAGGAGUUCCUGGGUAAACAGGUGGAAUUAUAACAAUGAUUAUAUAGUCAUAAUUAACGAUUAAAUAAUAUUCAUUCAAGGGUUCCCCCAAAUUGUGCUCUGCACCACCCACCACUGCACUUCUUCACAAGUUGACCACAGUUCCCUGUUCAACGUGAAAAAAACGUCAGUCGUUGCACGCCUGCACCCGCCUGAUGUUUCGUACAAAUGUGAAGCUUAAAAUAAACCAAAGAGAAACAAAUGAUGGUGAAAGGAUAAAAAAAUGCGUAUACAUAUCUGUUUAAAGAUUGACAAUUAUAUUAACGUUGUUUUUUCACGAGUGGUAUUGCCCACUUGACUUGCUUCCUGUGUGUGAUCGAUCGGAUAUCGUUUCUUAUCAGCCGGUAAAUGUGAUGUCCACGUUGAAGCGGUGGUGGCAAUGCUGCACGUGGCCUGUAAUCCAGCACCGUGGAUGUUAGGGUUGAUGGAUCACCGCACACUCAGAUGUUGUGAAACUCCCUCCCCGCGGGCAUCGAGGGGGUGCCUAUCUACCCCUGGCUCGCCAGGACAAAGCAGUGCUGAGCAAGUGGACUAAUCGCCAUCUGUUUCCAUCUGUACGGGGGAUUGAGCGUUGCCCCCUCGCAACGCGUGGGUUUUCUCCGGGCCCUCCGCAUUCCUCCCCACUGCUCGUUUACUAAACACAACUCGUCGUGAAUUGGCUGAAAACGUCUUUAAAUAAAGAUGCAAUGUCGCUUGAGUGGGAACCUCCUGAAAGAGAGCGUCAGACAGCUCAACGUGGCUUUCCUGGAUAACGAAGUAAAUAAAGUAAUUUAAACUAAAUUAGUUUUUUUAUUAUUUUACCAGGCAAGGCCCACAGAGCUCUAUGGAGCUCUUUUUCAGAAUCGACCUGGCCACAAAUGCGAGCUCAGCGACGUGGCUUAUCAUCGUGUGGAAAUGUAUAACGAUUCUAAAUGCGGAGGGAAAAAUCGGAGGACCCGGAGAAAAUUCCACGUGACCACGGAGAGAGAGAGAGACACGCAAACUCCAAAUAUACAGCAGCAGGCGUCAGAGUUGGGCUCGAACCCAGGGCCUCCUGUAUACCAGGCGAGGUAGUUAACAUCUCCUAGCCACCUUGAUGAUGAUGAGAGAGAGAGAGAGAAAGACGCAAACUCCAAAUAUACAGCAGCAGGUGUCAAGGGUCGGGCUCGAACCCACGACCUCCUGUAUACCAGGCGAGGUAGUUAACAUUUCCUAGCCACCGUAUAAUACUGUGCAGUCACGGCUAUCAUCAGUGGCUAGUAAUGAUACCUGAACCCGUUCUGGCUCCUUUCCUCGCCCUCACCAAUGCACACUCAGCAGUGUGUAUUUAUGUAUUUAACUUGCAUCAAGAUUUCUGACUAACAGCCCCCCCUCCCAAAACGACAGGCGGUCAGCAACAAGCAGCACUUUUAAAGUUGUAGUAGAUUACGAGUUGAACACGUUUUGUUGACUCGGGCGAUUUGGGAGGGAGUUCCAUUGCGUGUUGUAAUCGCGGUGCAGUAUGGGAAUCGAAUGGUUAAUUGGUCGGAUCGCCGCGCUCUCUACUAAACAUAUCUUUUAACAAACACAUAUAUAUAUUUUAUUGAGAUAAAACUGAAAUAACGGCAGGAAGGGGAUACUUAUGGGAGCGUUUCUCGCGGAAAUUGGAAUGUACUGAGAAAGCAUAUGAUUGUUGUAAUAUUGAUGAUAAUAAUUAUUAUAUUGCAAGUGUUUCAGCAUCUGUUUAAAUGUUUCGGAUGUAGUGAAUAUUGCCUGCGAUAAUACAGGCGAGCGUGCGCUCAGAUUAAGAAUCGCUUUUUUGUUGUACGUGGGUGUUGAUAUAAAGCAGUCAUUUUCAA
Messenger RNA from Lethenteron reissneri (Far Eastern brook lamprey), 4762 nucleotides. RefSeq names its product ammonium transporter Rh type C-like. The record is from RefSeq and is a predicted model, not a curated record. NCBI's taxonomy places the organism in Eukaryota, Metazoa, Chordata, Hyperoartia, Petromyzontiformes, Petromyzontidae. Gene Ontology annotation, cellular component: plasma membrane. Gene Ontology annotation, molecular function: ammonium channel activity. Gene Ontology annotation, biological process: ammonium transmembrane transport; ammonium homeostasis.